AUGAUUGCCUUCCUUCAACGCUCAUUAUACCUACAACUUGCCACAGCUUUUCAUCUUUCCAUGACUUCCAUCAACACCGAAACACUUGAAAAUGUCGAAUUCUCAAUCCAAAACCUAAUCAAAAGUUGGUGCAGACGGCAAAAAUGGCGACAACUUUGCCUCUUCUCCUCAAGAAAACAUCAACAAGAUCUCACCUCCAUAGAACCACAGUGGAGAAUCACUUUAUCUGAGUUUCUUGAGUCAUACCAAGUUCACCUUUUGACCAUCUUCUUGCUCUCUCUAGACAUUAUCUUAAUGUCCCUUGAACUAUCUUCCUCUCUGCUCUCCUGCACAUCAGUCAACAAAACCGAAAACAAGGAUGAAUGGUUCCGUUGGGGAGGAACCGCCAUUCUGAGCAUUCUCGCCAUUAAAUCCAUGGCUCUAGCUGUUGCUAUGGGGAAAUCGUUUUUCAGACAACCUGGCUGUGUGAUGGAUGGUGCAAUUGCCAUCAUAGCUCUGAUUCUCCAGGUGUUUCUUGACAGGAAAGGGACAGGUUUCAUUGUGGUGGUGAGCUUGUGGCGAGUUUUGAGGGUUGUAGAGACUGCUUUCGAGCUUAGUGAUGAAGCCAUUGAAGUGCAGAUAAAUGGAAUCAUCAACCAGUUUCAAGAUCUUAGUAAAGAGAAUAGAAGAUUACUAGAGACUCUUGCAGAGAAAGAUGAAGUAAUCAAGAAGUUAGAAAAUGAGCUAAAUCAAUAUAAAGAACCUUGCAAUAUUCUAUUUGUAACAAACCAACCAUAGGUAGAAAAUGAAGUUCUCUCUUUUGUAUUGUUUCAAGCAACUUAAUA
This is a messenger RNA of Eruca vesicaria subsp. sativa (arugula), 824 nucleotides long. The record is from the annotation of a GenBank genome assembly. Lineage: Eukaryota; Viridiplantae; Streptophyta; Magnoliopsida; Brassicales; Brassicaceae.